Messenger RNA from Mesocricetus auratus (golden hamster), 1183 nucleotides. RefSeq names its product intercellular adhesion molecule 2 (gene Icam2). Gene Ontology annotation, molecular function: integrin binding. Gene Ontology annotation, biological process: cell-cell adhesion. Lineage: Eukaryota; Metazoa; Chordata; Mammalia; Rodentia; Cricetidae. The record is from RefSeq and is a predicted model, not a curated record. The transcript has 5 exons. Gene Ontology annotation, cellular component: membrane. The coding region runs from base 162 to 992 and encodes 276 amino acids.
AAACCAGGGCACAGGAAACACGUGACACCUUAGGAGUUAAAUGUUGAACCGCUAGAACUUACCACAUUGUGACAAGGUUCCCAGUUGGCAGCAUCUGAACCCGGCACGGCAGCCGUCGGCUGUGCCCCUGGAGCCCGUAGACCCCACAGACCCCACCUGAGAUGCCUUCUUUUGCUUGCUGGAGCCUGCCUAUAACCCUUCUUGCCCUGCUCUGCUGCCCAGGGUCUGGUGAGAAGGCCUUUGAGGUCUACAUAUGGUCGGAGAAGCAGGUAGUAGAAGCCUGGGAGUCUUGGAAAGUCAACUGUAGCACCAACUGUGAGAACCCGAAAGUGGGCGGUCUGGAGACCACCAUGAAUAAGACGGUGCUGGAGGAGCACCCCCAGGGGAAGUGGAAACAGUUCUUAGUUUCAAACACCACCAACGACACGAAACUCAUCUGCCACUUCACCUGUGCGGAGCAACAGCUCUCGGAGCAUCUCAAUAUCACAGUAUUCCAGCGUCCAGCUCAGGUCACACUGAGGCUGCAGCCUCCUCGAGUGAUUGUGGGUGAAGCCUUCACCAUUGAGUGCACGGCCCUGGCCGUGAAGCCCCUUGAGAGCCUCACGCUCACUCUGCUCCGUGGCAGAGAGACCCUGCAGAACCAGACAUUUGGGGGAACUGAGCGUGAGGCAAUGGUCAGACUCAACAGUACAGCUCUGACAAAGGAGGGCCACAACUUCUCCUGCCAGGCUGAGCUGGACCUGCGGCCCCAUGGCGGCUACGUGAUCCGCAGCAUCUCUGAGUCCCAGAUCCUCGAAGUCUUUGAGCCUAUGCAGGACAACCAGAUGGUCAUCAUAAUGGUGGUGGUGUCAAUACUGCUGUUCUUAUUUGUGACAUCCGUCCUGCUUUGCUUUAUCCUCGGUCAGCACUGGCACAGGAGGCGGACAGGCACCUAUGGGGUACUAGCUGCCUGGAGGAGGCUGCCCCGAGCCUUCCGGCAACGUCCCAUGUGAGCUGAGGUUGCCAGGCCCCUGGUGGCUGCUGGAACUCAACGUGGUGCCUUCAGGGUGUGGCCUCGCUGAAGGACUGUGGCACAAGACUCUGGGAACAUUUCCCUUUGUAGCCUCAAUACCAAUAGCUGGAUUUCACUCUGUACCCUCCAUGUCUGCUCCUGGGAAAACAAGACACCACCUGUGACAACGAA